AUGAUAAUUGCUAAUGAAACAUAAUUACUUUCAAGCCAAAGCUAGUAGAACAUUGAAUUUUAGGUUUAAAAUACUGUAAAUAAUUAAAUUCAUGUAUAUAUCUAAUAUAAUCAAUUUAGAUAUAUAGAUAAUUAAGAGCUAAUGAUUCAUAAAUAUAAAAUAAUAGUUUUCAUUAUGAUGAUCUUGAUCCAUAAAUUAGAAGAAAAUGUCUUAAUUUACGUAAUAAAAUACAUUUUGAAAAUUAAAAAGAUGAACUAGAAUUUGAAGAUAUUAUAAAAUAAUGGAAUUAAAGUCUUUAAUAAAAUACUAGAUUAAAUUAAAUGGUUACCGAAUAAUUAAAUUAAUAAUAUCAAAAUAAUUAAUAUUAAACAGAUUUUCCAGUUUCAAAGAUUCAUAUCCUAGAUUAUGAAGAAAAUCAACCAAUAACUUCAUUCUCAUUAUUUACAUCAAAAGAUUUGAUAAUUGAGAAUCUUAUAUUAUAAGAUAUUCCUUUAGAGAAAUCUACAUAAACAGAUUAUCCUAAUUAGAAAGAUGAUAAAUUUACAUAAACAGAUUUAAUAGAUAUUGAUAAAGAUGAUACUGAAAAUGUAGUUGAAUUUUUUAAUUCUUCAUUCUACAAAGAUUUAAAAAAUAAAUAAUUCUUAAUUGAUGCUUAAUUAAUUGUAAAUAUAUUUAUGAUAUUAUUCUUAAGUCAUUGAUUUAGACUAUCUUUUUAAUGCAUAAUGAAAGAAAAAUAUAAAUAAAUGAACCAAUUAAAUAAUAAUUAGAUUUAUUAAUGAAAAAGAUCAAGAAGAAAGAUUAGAUUAAUUAUAAUACUAUUGUUAUCAUAAAAGAUAGUGUAGAUAUAUGA
Molecule: messenger RNA, 850 nt
Organism: Paramecium pentaurelia
Lineage: Eukaryota; Ciliophora; Oligohymenophorea; Peniculida; Parameciidae
Source: the annotation of a GenBank genome assembly